Parastagonospora nodorum SN15 is the source of this 1273-nucleotide messenger RNA. RefSeq lists its product as hypothetical. The transcript has a single exon. Lineage: Eukaryota; Fungi; Ascomycota; Dothideomycetes; Pleosporales; Phaeosphaeriaceae. Gene Ontology annotation, biological process: cellulose catabolic process. The record is from RefSeq and is a predicted model, not a curated record. Gene Ontology annotation, molecular function: hydrolase activity, hydrolyzing O-glycosyl compounds. Bases 1 to 1185 code for a protein of 394 amino acids.
AUGGUCCAACUCACUCAAUUCGUUCUGGCGACUGCCGCCCUUGCUGGCGCUGUAUCGGCUCAUCCCCCAAAGCAAUCCGCUGCACCAAAACCGCCGGUGCAGAUGCCAGUGCCUAGCAACAAGACCUCCAACCCGUGGCCUGGAAAGGAUCGUUACGUUGUGCAGUCUUACAGCAAGAAGCUCGAUCAGACUAUUGCUUCUUUCAAGGCGCAGAACGACACACUCAAUGCCGCAAAGACGCGUACCGUUCAGAAAAGCAUAUCGACAUUCCACUGGGUGACAACUCGGGCCCUUGUCUCCACCAUCUACGAUGUCAUCAAGGAGGCCCGCUCCCAGCGCAAGGGAAACAAGCGCGUCAUCGUCGGUCUCGUCCUAUACAACCUCCCCGACAGAGAUUGCUCUGCUGGUGAAUCAGCCGGAGAAUUGAGCAUCGCCAAGAACGGCCUUGAGAUCUACAAAAAAGAGUUUGUCGACGCGUACGCCAAAGCCGUCUCUUCAGCCCCUGAUCUCGACUUCGCCAUCGUUCUGGAGCCCGACUCCCUUGGCAACGCCAUCACCAAUCAAGGCGUUCCCUUCUGCGCGACCGCCACGCCCGUCUACGAGCAAGGUAUCGCCUACGCCAUUGCCAAGCUGCAAUUCCCAAAUGUGAGCCUGUACCUGGACGCCGCUCACGGAGGUUGGCUCGGUUGGGCAGACAACCUGAAGCCGACUGCACAGAUCUUCGCGAAGGUCGUCGAGAUGGCGAAGAAGAUCAACCCAUUGGCCAAAAUUAGGGGUUACUCAACCAACGUAUCCAACUACAACGCUGCCAACGCUGUCGUGCGCGAGAACUACACUGAAUACUCUCCUUCGUGGGACGAGUCACACUACGCCACUUCCCUCGGAGCCUAUCUCGAGGCUGAAGGUAUGCCUUCAAACUUCAUCAUCGAUCAAGGCCGUGUAGCGCAGCCAGGCGCGAGGGCUGAGUGGGGCGAGUGGUGCAAUGUCGAGCCCUCAGGUUUCGGACCAGUACCAGGAACCAAGACAAACAACACGCACAUUGACAGCAUUGUGUGGAUCAAGCCCGGUGGCGAGAGUGAUGGAGCGUGUGGUCUUGAGGGAGCACCAGCGGCAGGUGCGUGGUUCGACGCGUAUGUGCAGAUGUUGGUGAAGAAUGCGGAUGCAAGCUUGACACCGACGUACUAAGCGGGUGAGAAGCGAGAAUUGAGAAUCUAGAUUGGUGGUACUCGCCUUACUCAAGUGAUAGAGUUUAGUUGUAUAUAUUCUGUUUUCU